AUGACGGCCCCUGCGGCGGUGGACCACGGCGUGUCCAAGGAUGGAGACGUGAUGCUCGCUGCCUUCUUCCCCGUCUGUUUAUACUACGUCUACGUGAGUCCGCUCUUUCCGGCGGAGAAACCUGCCUUCAGACGCUUUCAGCCCAAGAACUUCCAGCACGUGCUGGCCCUGAUGUUUGCUGUCGAGGAGAUCAACAGGAACCCCCACCUGCUGCCCAACCUCACUCUAGGAUUUGAUCUCUACAAUGUCAUGCCCAGCGACAUGAGGAUCCUGAAGAAUCCACUCGCGUGGCUGACGGGGCUGGACGGAGGCAUCCCUAACUACACGUGCAGGAGAGGGGCCAAGGCUGUGGCGGUGCUAGCAGAGACUGGAAUUGCAGCGCAUACGGGGAUGCUGCUGGAACUGUACCGAAUCCCACAGCUCACAUUCGGCCCUUUGGAUCCUCUUCUGAGCGACAGCAGCCAGUUUCCCUCCGUCUAUCAGAUGGCCCCAAAGGACACUUCUCUGGCCCUCGCCAUGGUCUCCCUGAUGCUGCACUUCGGCUGGACGUGGGUGGGGCUGGUUGUCUCGGAUCACCAGGAGGGUGUGGCGUUUGUGUCUGAUCUGAGAAGAGAGAUGCAGGAGCAUGGCCUGUGCCUGGCCUUUGUGGAGCUGAUUCCAGUGCAGCAGCGUUUUCAAACUGCAUUAAUUUUUGCACCCAUAUUUCGCAUCGUGGCAUCAGCAGCUAGUGUGGUUGUUCUAUUGGGUGACACGGCAUCCUUUAGGAACUUUUACCUGGCAUACUAUCUGAUAACGGACAAAGUCUGGGUCACAACCUCCCACUUGGAAUUUGCCAACAUUGCACAAUACUUCCUGCUGAACACCUUCCACGGGACCCUCAUCUUCUCUCACCACCACAGCGAGAUCUCAAGCUUCCGAACGUUCCUACGUACGGCAACCCCUGCCAAGUACCCACAAGACAUUUACCUUGCCCUGUUCUGGUCUCUCGCCUUUAACUGCUCCGUUUCCGAAGCUGACUGCAGGACGCUGCAAGGCUGUCCCCCAGAUGCCUCUCUGGAGCGGCUGCCCUGGCAUCUUUUUGACAUGACAAUGAAUGAUGGGAGCUACUACAUAUAUAAUGCGGUACACGCUGUGGCCCACUCUUUGCACAAGAUGCUUCAGCACAAGUCAGAAGCACAGCCGCCAGGGACUGGUGGGAAGGUGGUGACUCCCCACUGGCAGAUGCACUCCAUUCUCAAGAGCCUCCAGUUUGCCAAUCCUGCUGGCGACCCUGUCCAUUUGGACCAGAAAAGAAAGCUGGCUGCAGCAUAUGACAUUCUCAACUUCUGGAAUUUUCCAGAAGGACUCGGCCAUACCGUCAAAGUGGGACACUUCUUGCCCUACGACCCACCAGGCCAACGGUUGUCUCUCUCUGAGGAGCUGAUAGAGUGGCCCACGGGGAUCACACAGAUCCCAUGCUCGGCGUGCAGCCCCAGCUGUGGCCCUGGGUUCAGCAGGACCACCCGGGAGGGAGCGCCCACCUGCUGUUUCGACUGCACCCGCUGUCCAGACAAUGAGAUUGCCAAUGCGACCGAUAUGGACCAGUGUGUGACCUGUCCUGACCACCAGUAUGCCAAUGCAGAGCAUGACCGAUGCCUGGACAAGCGAGUGACAUUCCUGGCUUUCAAAGAUCCCCUGGGAAUGGCCCUGGCCUGCACAGCUCUGUCCCUCUCCAUCCUCACAGCUGCCAUCCUUGGAGUCUUUGUGAAGCACCAAGACACUCCCAUCGUCAAGGCCAAUAACCGCAACCUCAGCUACAUCCUGCUCAUCUCACUCCUCCUCUGCUUCCUCUGCUCCUUCCUCUUCAUUGGCCGUCCCAACACAGCCACCUGCCUCCUGAGACAAAUCACAUUUGCCCUGGUGUUCACAGUGGCUGUUUCUGCCGUGCUGGCCAAAACCAUCACUGUGGUUCUGGCCUUCAAGGCCAUGAAGCCUGGAAGGACCAUGAGGCGAUUGCUGGUGUCAGGAGCCCCAAACGCUGUCAUUCCCAUCUGCUUCCUCAUCCAACUCACUCUCUGUGCCAUCUGGCUGGCAACAUCUCCUCCCUUUGUGGACACAGAUGCACACUCUGAGCAUGGACACAUCAUCCUCUUGUGCAACGAGGGCUCCAUCACUGCCUUCUACUGUGUGCUGGGCUUCCUGGGCUCGUUGGCCCUGGGCACCUUCACUGUGGCUUUCCUUGCCAGGAAGCUGCCUGACACGUUCAAUGAAGCCAAGUUCCUGACGUUCAGCAUGCUGGUGUUCUGCAGUGUGUGGGUGACCUUCCUGCCUGUGUACCAGAGCACCAAGGGGAAGGUGAUGGUGGCCGUGGAGGUCUUCUCCAUCUUGGUCUCCGGUGCUGGUCUCCUGGGCUGCAUCUUUGUUCCCAAGUGCUACAUCAUUCUCCUACGGCCUGAGAAGAACUCUCUGAAAGGAUUCAGGAAUAUUCAUAUCAAGAGCAGCUCCUAA
Messenger RNA from Ochotona curzoniae (black-lipped pika), 2487 nucleotides. Its product is annotated as vomeronasal type-2 receptor 116-like. Gene Ontology annotation, biological process: G protein-coupled receptor signaling pathway. Bases 1 to 2487 code for a protein of 828 amino acids. Gene Ontology annotation, molecular function: G protein-coupled receptor activity. Gene Ontology annotation, cellular component: membrane. The record is from RefSeq and is a predicted model, not a curated record. The transcript is spliced from 7 exons. NCBI's taxonomy places the organism in Eukaryota, Metazoa, Chordata, Mammalia, Lagomorpha, Ochotonidae.